This is a messenger RNA of Mixia osmundae IAM 14324, 2413 nucleotides long. RefSeq lists its product as uncharacterized. NCBI's taxonomy places the organism in Eukaryota, Fungi, Basidiomycota, Mixiomycetes, Mixiales, Mixiaceae. Gene Ontology annotation, biological process: peroxisome organization. Gene Ontology annotation, molecular function: GTPase activity; GTP binding; microtubule binding. The transcript is spliced from 12 exons. The record is from RefSeq and is a predicted model, not a curated record. Gene Ontology annotation, cellular component: membrane; microtubule; cytoplasm. The coding region runs from base 125 to 2263 and encodes 712 amino acids.
GUUCUAGCGAGCGAGUAGCCAGAGGGGGCGCAGACCAGAAGCACAAGCAUCACACUCGACCGUCCUUCGGCUUGCUAGGGCGACAUUCAGGCACAGGCUUUAUCAUCGCGAUAGAAAGGCCAACAUGGAUCAGUCGCUCAUCAAGACGAUCAACAAGCUCCAAGAUGCCUUCACUUCCGUCGGCGUCGCCAAUCCUAUCGAUCUCCCACAAAUUGCAGUCGUUGGCUCCCAGUCGAGCGGUAAAAGCUCAGUGCUCGAAUCAAUCGUCGGCAGAGACUUCUUGCCUCGAGGAACGGGCAUCGUGACGCGUCGGCCGCUCGUUCUGCAACUCAUCAACCGACCUGCUUCUGCCAAAACGAAUGGCCAAGUUAACGGCGCAGACGAAGACAAGAAGGAGGAUAAGCUUAGCAAUCCGGACGAGUGGGCAGAGUUCUUGCACAAGCCAGGUGAAAAGUUCUUUGACUUCAACAAGGUUCGAGAAGAGAUUGUACGGGACACGGAAGAAAAGACGGGCAAAAACGCUGGCAUCUCACCGCUGCCCAUCAACCUGCGCGUCUUUUCGCCCAAUGUGCUCACACUCACACUCAUCGACCUGCCUGGUCUCACAAAGCUUCCCGUUGGAGAUCAACCGAAAGACAUUGAGCGUCAGAUCCGAGACAUGCUCCUCAAAUUCAUCACCAAGCCCAAUUCCAUCAUCCUCGCCGUUACGGCUGCCAACACCGAUCUGGCAAACAGCGAUGGUCUCAAGAUGGCGAGAGAGGUCGAUCCCGAAGGCGCGCGCACAAUCGGUGUGCUCACAAAGGUCGAUCUCAUGGACUCUGGCACCGACGUCGUCGAUAUUCUCGCAGGAAGAAUCAUCCCUUUGCGCCUCGGCUACGUGCCUGUCGUCAACCGAGGCCAGCGCGACAUAGACAGCAAGAAGCAGAUUGUUGCCGCACUAGAGCACGAGCGCGAAUUCUUCGAAAAUCAUUCGGCCUAUCGCACGAAGAGCCAGUACUGCGGCACGCCCUUCCUCGCACGCAAGCUCAACAUGAUUUUGAUGCAUCACAUUCGCAACACGCUGCCGGAAAUCAAGACAAAGAUUCAGGCAUCCUUGCAGAAGUACCAGCUCGAGCUCAAUAGCUUGGGUGGCCCUACUGGUGAUGGCAGCUCUGGCAAUGUCGUGCUAUCAAUCAUCACUGAGUUUUGCAACGAAUUCCGAACGGCCCUCGAUGGCAACAGUGGCGACCUGUCCAUCAACGAACUCUCUGGCGGCGCUCGAGUCAGCUUUGUCUUCCACGAGCUUUACGCAAACGGCGUCAAAUCGCUUGACCCUUUCGAUCAGGUCAAGGAUUCCGAUAUCCGCACCAUCUUAUACAAUUCAUCCGGUUCUUCCCCGGCGCUAUUCGUCGGCACGACUGCAUUCGAGCUCAUCAUCAAGCAGCAGAUAAAGCGGAUGGAGGAGCCCAGUCUCAAAUGUACAGCGCUCGUAUAUGACGAACUUGUGCGCAUCCUCAGCCAGCUUUUGCAACGCAAUGUGGGCUAUUUUCAAUCCCACAAUGGCAAGGCUGACCUGCACGCACAGCAACAUUUCAAACGUUAUCCGCAAUUGAAGGAAAGGUUCUACUCGACCGUAUUGUCUUUCUACAAACGAGCCAUGCAGCCGACCAACAAACUCGUCACCGAUCUCGUAGCAAUGGAGGCCACAUACGUCAAUACUGGUCAUCCCGAUUUCCUCAGUGGUCACAAAGCUAUGGCGAUCGUCAGCAACCGCAUCGAAGCCGCAAAGCCUCAGCAACCAGCGCAUGACCCCAAAUCUGGCAAGCUGGCGCCGGGCACGCUCAACAAUAAUCGCGACCUUGACGUAGACCUCAAGCAGCAAGAACAAGGCUUCUUUGGCUCUUUCUUCCCUGGCGGUAAGAACCCUCAGGCAGGCAAGGCGCGUCGUGCAGGCAUGAUGGAGCCACCGCCCGCCGUACUGAAAGCUUCUGGCACGCUGUCCGAGCGAGAAGCAAUGGAAGUCGAAGUCAUCAAGCUCCUGAUCGCGUCUUACUUCAACAUUGUCAAGCGGACGAUGAUCGAUAUGGUCCCCAAGGCUAUCAUGCUCAACCUCGUCACCCAUGCAAAAGACGAUCUCCAGAGAGAGUUGCUAGCCGAGCUAUACAAGCCCGACGUACUGGACGAGCUGCUCAAAGAAAGCGACUUUGUCGUCUCGCGUCGCAAGGAGUGCGUCAAGAUGAUCAGUGCAUUGACAUCUGCAGAGGCCAUCGUUGCCACUGUCUAGCCGAUUCCUCUAGACCUAUAGCAGUGGCUCAUGCACAGCGAGCGUCUCUGCAUGCGGCAGCGUCUCUGUGGCGCACUGGACGAGUAGACUUUGUAUGUGAUGCAGAUUACGUCAUGCCUGCCGCGUGACAGAGCUAUCACGAGGCACUCA